Funneliformis caledonium is the source of this 423-nucleotide messenger RNA. The record is from the annotation of a GenBank genome assembly. NCBI's taxonomy places the organism in Eukaryota, Fungi, Glomeromycota, Glomeromycetes, Glomerales, Glomeraceae.
AUGUGUUCCAUGAAUAUGCUUUUUAAUUGGGAUACAAAAAACCUUUGUAUCGUUUUUUCUUGGUGGCGUGUAGAUAAUAUUGGAUUUCUUUCAAGAAAGUACGAUGCAUCAAUCUAUAAUUCAUCUGCUGCAGAAUUGCAAGAUGAUGGCUUUGAAGAAAAUGCUACGGUGACCUCAGAAAUACAAACAGUAGUGCAGAAACGAAACAGAGUUUUCAGAAUAACAUUUAAGCAACAAAUGAUUCGUUCAUUAAUAUAUACCGUUCAAGUAUUUAUAUCGUUUUUUACAAUGUUAAUUUUUAUGACUUAUAACGGAUUUUUAAUGUUUAGUGUAGCAAUUGGUGCUGGUAUUGGUUACCUUUUUUUUGGGAAACCCACAUUAUCACUAAACUAUGAUUUACCAGAUAGAUUAACUUGCCAUUAA